AAAAUUCAAUUACUUUAUACUUUAUACAUCAAAAGAUCUAGAACUUGUUAGGCGUUGUUAGAAUUUCUAUGCUCUUGAAGCUGGCUGUAUAUACUCAGUAUUACUCACGUAUUUUGUUAACUUUGCUAUCUUUAAUCAAAAAUGUGUAUAUGAUGUAUUGAUUUGCAUGUUACAUGUAAGGUGAAUACGCUCGUUUGACGUUAUAUAUGUGAAAAGUCAUAGAUUUAAACGGUACAUCUUUUACAUUGAUUUGUCAGUAUGCCUGCAUAUCAUUCAAGCUUCAUUGAAAAUAAUGGAAAUGUCGGUAAUAUGGCACUUUUGCCAAUUAGAACGCAUUUUAGGGGCCCUGCACCUCCCUUUAACAAUAAGGAUCUAGAUAUAAUUGACGAAGCAUUGUAUUUCUUUAAGGCAAAUGUGUUCUUUAGGACAUAUGAAAUUAAGAGUGAAGCUGAUAGAGUUUUAAUUUACAUUACGUUAUAUAUAACGGAGUGCUUGAAGAGAUUACAGAAGUGUGCAACUCAAGCUCAAGCAACAAAUGAAAUGUAUUCUCUUGCUAUAUCAAAAUUUGACAUCCCUGGUGAUCCUGGUUUUCCUUUGAAUUCUGUAUAUGCAAAACCAAGUAAUCCUGUAGAAGCAGAUACUAUGAGGCAAUAUUUACAACAAAUAAGACAAGAAACAGGUGUUAGACUUGUAGAAAAGGUAUAUGGUGAAGAUGGUAAACCAAGUAAAUGGUGGCUAUGUUUUGCAAAGAAAAAGUUCAUGGAUAAGUCACUGUCUGGCCCUGGACAAUAAAAUAUAUUUUUUAACGCUAUUUUUAGAUUAUAUGUAUAAUGGAUAAAUAUAGAAAUGUAUUGCACAGAA
Molecule: messenger RNA, 861 nt
Organism: Bombus pascuorum
Lineage: Eukaryota; Metazoa; Arthropoda; Insecta; Hymenoptera; Apidae
Gene: Arpc3A
Product: actin-related protein 2/3 complex subunit 3
Exons: 4
Coding region: 259-792 (177 amino acids)
Biological process (GO): Arp2/3 complex-mediated actin nucleation; regulation of actin filament polymerization
Cellular component (GO): Arp2/3 protein complex; cytoskeleton
Molecular function (GO): actin filament binding
Source: RefSeq, a predicted model, not a curated record